Caenorhabditis sp. 36 PRJEB53466 is the source of this 1064-nucleotide messenger RNA. Lineage: Eukaryota; Metazoa; Nematoda; Chromadorea; Rhabditida; Rhabditidae. The record is from the annotation of a GenBank genome assembly.
AUGCCCAAUUGUCAAUGUGCGGCUGCUGGAAACUGUCAGACGCAUUCGAGACAAACAUCUGGAAAUUCGACUCCUGUCGAGAGACACAGUAGAGAAAGACGCAACUCAUUGAAUAUAACUAUCGGCGCUGUGAGUCUCAGUUAAAACUCUUGAAACUAACAAUAAAUGUUCUGUUGAUAGCAAUGCCUGUGACUAUGGCGACUGACGGAUUCAUCUACAUUUAUUGUUAAAUUUUCAUUUUUAGAGAGGGGAGCUGCCAUUUUCGCUAAAGGUUACGCAUAGGAAAGUGAAUUGACAAGUCGACGGUUUAGAUUACGAAAUCUAGAUAGAUUACAAACACUUUACCUGAGUCUUUUGUAACCAACAGGUCUCUGCGCAAGCCGAGCCAAAGCUCGGAAGCGGCAUUGCCGCCUGUUAAUUUUUCCAGCCCUAGGGGUCAUUAUUCAGUGACAAUUUCUAAGCUAACCUCUCCAACUUUUCAGCAGAACUUCAGGAAUUUUAAUUUCUGCUCAAAGGCGGCUAAUGGUACUCGCAAAAGUUGCUGAAGUUCUGCGCAGAAGUUGUCAUCGACUAAGAUUUUGCUCUAAAGUGGCUAAACAGUUAUUCAAAAGCUGCAUGAAGUGAUGAUGGCGCUGAACGUUUGCUGAGAAGUUGCUGAAAUGUUGCUUAACAAAUGCUAAUCCCAAACGUUUGCUCGAAAGUCGCUGAAAUUUGUGUUCAAAAGUCGUUAUUUAUCACGCCAACGUUUGCUGAGAAGUUGCAAAAACAAAAAUUAAAUGAUUUUGUCGUUUUCACUGAAUUCUUUUCAGGGCCAAUUACCCACGGUAUCUCCAGAGCCAAUUCCUCGGAAAAACAGCGUUGAAGUUAAAUUUCGAAAGAAUCGUCGACAGUCAGCUCCUUGCAUAUCAAACUUUGCCAACUCCACAUCUCUGAAAGAGAAACUAAGCAAACUGCGUAGUGCAAACAGCUCCGAAGAACUGAAUGAGGAGGAACUAAAAGAAGAAGUCGAGAAUUUUCACAUUCAGGCCCGGAAGGUUUCUGUAACGUCAUAUAGAGUUGUCUGA